Molecule: messenger RNA, 3188 nt
Organism: Psammomys obesus (fat sand rat)
Lineage: Eukaryota; Metazoa; Chordata; Mammalia; Rodentia; Muridae
Gene: Dusp7
Product: dual specificity phosphatase 7
Exons: 3
Coding region: 103-1368 (421 amino acids)
Biological process (GO): protein dephosphorylation; negative regulation of MAPK cascade
Cellular component (GO): cytosol; cytoplasm
Molecular function (GO): MAP kinase tyrosine/serine/threonine phosphatase activity; protein tyrosine/threonine phosphatase activity
Source: RefSeq, a predicted model, not a curated record
GGCGGGCGCCCGGAGACGCGGCUGGGGCCAGCGCGGCCGGGGGGGCGCCGUCCCAGGGCUGGCUUGCCCGGCCCCGGCCCCGGCCCCAGCCCCGGGCUCCCCAUGAAAAACCAGCUCCGCGGGCCCCCAGUGCGGGCGCACAUGUCGGCUUCGGGGGCGGCGGCGGCGGCGGCUGGGGGCACCCGGGCGGGAUCGGAGCCCGGUGCGGGAUCUGGGUCCGGCGCUGGCAUCGGAGCGGGAGCCACGACGGGAACGGGGGCCAUGCCCUGCAAGAGCGCCGAGUGGCUGCAGGAGGAGCUGGAGGCGCGCGGUGGCGCGUCCCUGCUGCUGCUGGAUUGCCGGCCGCACGAGCUCUUCGAGUCGUCGCACAUCGAGACGGCCAUCAACCUGGCCAUCCCGGGUCUCAUGCUGCGCCGCCUGCGCAAAGGCAACCUGCCCAUCCGCUCCAUCAUUCCCAACCAUGCCGACAAGGAGCGCUUCGCCACGCGCUGCAAGGCGGCCACCGUGCUGCUCUACGACGAGGCCACGGCUGAGUGGCAGCCCGAGCCCGGCGCUCCCGCCUCUGUUCUCGGCCUGCUCCUGCAGAAGCUGCGAGACGAUGGCUGCCAGGCCUACUACCUCCAAGGUGGUUUCAACAAGUUCCAGACGGAAUAUUCAGAGCAUUGUGAGACUAACGUGGACACCUCGUCCUCCCCGAGCGGCUCGCCACCGACCUCCGUGCUGGGCCUGGGGGGCCUGCGUAUCAGCUCUGACUGCUCAGAUGGGGAGUCAGACAGAGAGCUGCCCAGCAGUGCCACUGAGUCGGAUGGCAGCCCUGUGCCAUCCAGCCAGCCAGCCUUUCCAGUCCAGAUCCUGCCCUACCUCUACCUCGGCUGUGCCAAGGACUCUACCAACCUGGAUGUACUUGGCAAGUACGGCAUCAAAUAUAUCCUCAAUGUCACACCCAACCUGCCCAAUGCCUUUGAGCACGGUGGUGAGUUCACCUACAAGCAGAUUCCCAUCUCUGACCAUUGGAGCCAGAACCUCUCUCAGUUCUUCCCCGAGGCCAUCAGCUUCAUUGAUGAAGCCCGCUCCAAGAAGUGUGGGGUCUUGGUGCACUGCCUAGCAGGCAUCAGCCGUUCAGUGACAGUUACUGUAGCCUACCUGAUGCAAAAGAUGAACCUGUCCCUCAACGACGCCUAUGACUUCGUUAAGAGGAAAAAAUCUAACAUCUCGCCCAACUUCAACUUCAUGGGGCAGCUGCUGGACUUUGAGCGGACGCUGGGGCUCAGCAGCCCAUGCGACAACCAUACGCCCAGUGAACAGCUCUACUUCUCCACACCCACCAACCAUAACCUGUUCCCGAUCAACACACUCGAGUCCACGUGAGGCCUGACACACUAGCGGGCGCAGCACCAGGGUCUCCCAGCCCUCCACAGGGUCUGGUGGGGACCCCUCACCUGCUGCCUCCUGGGCCUGAAGAACCCACAGAUGUCACCUGUGUCCAGAGAACCAGGCUGAGCAGUGGCUAAGCUCCCAUGCCAUCCUGGGCAGGGCCCACAGCAAGGCCGCUUGAGGCAGCACUUGCCGGAGUGGCUUCAGCUUUCCAGACAUGUGUUGCUGAAGUGAGCAUUGCCCUCGGCUUUCAGACUGGUGGCUUGGGAUCCAGCGGGGCCUCGUCUCUGCCCUAGGACAUCCAUUCUGCUGAUGGCCAGCCAUUCUGGCUAUUUUUAAAGACAUAUCCACAGACCUGAGUUUACUACUUUUGGCAGGUAAAUCCAAGCUCCCUGGAGCAGAGAGUGUUAAAGCUCUUCUUGAUUUUUCUUUUCUUUUUUUUAACGAAAAGUGUUCUUUUUCAGGCUAAAUGCAACAGUGGAUUGUAUAAACCAAUAUUUCACCCAUUUCUUAAUCUGCAAGAGGGAGAGAGAGAGAGAAAGAUGUGUUCUCAAUUUCAAUUCUUCUUUCAAAAAGCAACCAUUGUUGUAUUUUCUUUUGUUUUCAAUGGAAAAGACAAACCGCAUGUUCUUGACCAAAUGCAUUUUGCACAUGUGUGAAGCCUCCUCUUUCCCUGCAGGCCAUUCUUGAAGCAGGGGUUGGGUUGUUCUUCAGGCAUCAGGACCUCUGGUUAUACCAUCUUUUAUCUGUGGCCCGGCCCAGCCCAGUGCCGCAUUUGCAUGGGCCAGUUGCUAUAAGUUGUGCUUGGUGGACGCUGGGGUCCUUGCAUUGUCUGCCCUCCUGCCAACCUUCUGAGAGUCCUGCAGACCUCUCCGAAGCGGAACAUGGUGGUUCUCCCCUGUCCUGCUAGAGAUGGUGCUACAGGGGAAUGCCAAACGCAGUAGCAUUAGCCCUCUGGGCUCAGCCUGUAAGAGGGCUGGGCCCUGGCCCUUUUCCAGAUUACCCACCACCUCUGUGGUUAUCUCUCUCUUAACUGGGAGUAGAGGCCCCACAGUGCCUGAGUAAAGCAUGAAGUGGGACACAGCUCUGCCUUCCCAGUCAUUUCCCCUCAUCUUAAGUGUGGCUUCCAUCCCCUCCUACUUCCAGUCCCCUUGUCCAGGGGUACACCCCCCACCCCGACCUGCGUUGCCUAUGCCUUUGACCUGCAGGCAACUUCCACCUGUUGGGCUGGGGCAGGCGGGGCAGGGACAGGCCAGUGGGAGUAUGAGGUGCUGUCUGCCACCCAGUAUCCAUGGGACAAAGCCACAGGUUCCAUAACGUUCCUCCAGUUUUAUUGCUUCUCUAGCCUUGGUUCUUAGCAGGCACCAAGAGAAAUGGAAAGGGAGACUGCUGGGGUCCUAAUGGGAGCAGUGCCACAGUGGGCAGUGACUGAGGACGCAGAAGCUCCACCCUACCGCAUCUUACCUCACAGGGGUGGUUUUCAGGGAUUCUUUAGGGCAGCAGAUCAAAAUCUUGACACAGCUGAGAAAUUGGCAAAAGACUCAAUGCUGUACAUGGUAUGCCCCACCCCGUCUUUCUCUCUCUCUCUCUCAUUUUUAAAAAGAAAGUCCAGAAAGAUGGAUCAGAGUGUAAAUGAGGAAAUAGCAAGAAGGUGGCCAGUUUUGCUUUAAGAUCUUAUGAAGGAAAGUUUGUGACCCUACAUAUAUAUAUAUAUAUCUAUCUAUACAUAAGUACGUACAUACACACACACACAUAUCCCGAGCCAACGACGGGACUUUGUUUAUAUUGCAAAUAAAUAUUAUUUUUUCUUUAAA